AUGCAGUCUAAAUUAAAUCCAAAGACAACUGAAUUUGAAUUUGGUGGCACCAUCGGUGCAAUUGGUAUAUCAGUUGGUUUACCAAUUUUAACCAUCCUAUUAAAUCAAAUGAUAAGACCUGACUAUUUUAUUGAAGGUUUCUUCACUAAUUUCAAUUUUGCUGAUGUCUGGAAUGGUAUUAAACCAAUCAGCUAUUAUUUAACCAAGGCUGAUCUAUGGACUUACUAUCUUAUUUGGUACAUUGUUCUAGCAGUUUUCGAUAUAAUUUUACCAGGCAGAAAAAUGCAGGGUGUUGAAUUAAGAGAUGGCACAAAAUUAAACUAUAAAAUUAAUGGUGUUGCUGUAUCGGCAGCUUUAAUUUUAGUAUUAGCUUUCAGGUAUCAGUUAACUGAUGGUGACUUGCCAGAAUUACAAUAUUUAUAUGAAAAUCAAGUUGAUUUAUGUAUAAUUACAAUUUUAUUCUCUGUUAUGUUAUCUACUUAUUGUUAUGUUGCAAGUUUUAUUCCAUUAUGGGGCAAAAACGGUAACAAUACCAAUGAAAAGAUUUUGGCACUGGGGGGCAAUUCUGGUAAUCCAAUAUAUGAUUGGUUUAUUGGUAGAGAGUUGAAUCCAAGAAUUGGCCCAAUUGAUUUAAAGAUGUACUCCGAAUUAAGACCAGGUAUGUUACUAUGGUUUUUAAUUAACUUAUCCUGUUUACAUCAUAACUAUUUGGAAACUGCUAAAAUAAACGAUGCAUUAGUUUUGAUAAACUGUCUACAAGGUUUUUAUAUUUUUGAUGGUGUAUUAAACGAAGAAGGUGUAUUGACCAUGAUGGAUAUUACUACCGACGGUUUUGGCUUCAUGUUAGCUUUUGGUGAUUUAACAUUAGUUCCUUUCACUUAUUCCUUACAAGCCAGAUAUCUAAGUGUAUCUCCAAUAGAAUUGGGUACUUACAGAGUAUCAUUCAUUGUUACAGUUAUGGCAUUAGGAUUCUGGGUGUUCCGUGCUGCUAACCAACAGAAAUCAGACUUUAGACAAGGUAAAUUAGCUCAUUUAAAGAGCAUUCAAACGAAACGUGGUACCAAGCUAUUGUGUGAUGGUUGGUGGGGCAAGUCUCAACAUAUGAAUUAUUUCGGGGAUUGGAUCAUCUCUUUAAGUUGGUGUUUAACUACAUGGACCCAAACUCCACUAACUUACUACUACUCAGCUUAUUUCAUGUCUUUGUUAUUACAUCGUCAACAAAGAGAUGAGCAAAAAUGUAGGGGAAAAUAUGGUAAGGAUUGGGAAGAAUAUGAAAAGAAGGUUCCUUAUAAGAUCGUUCCUUACGUUUAUUAA
Molecule: messenger RNA, 1314 nt
Organism: Tetrapisispora phaffii CBS 4417
Lineage: Eukaryota; Fungi; Ascomycota; Saccharomycetes; Saccharomycetales; Saccharomycetaceae
Gene: ERG24
Product: delta(14)-sterol reductase
Exons: 1
Coding region: 1-1314 (437 amino acids)
Biological process (GO): ergosterol biosynthetic process
Cellular component (GO): endoplasmic reticulum membrane
Molecular function (GO): Delta14-sterol reductase activity
Source: RefSeq, a predicted model, not a curated record